AUGAUUGGUUUUGAUGUUGGAACAGCUGCAAAUGCAAUUAGAGUUGUGGAGGCAGUACGCUUGAUUGUUCAUGCCGUAUCAUUGGGUGGAACCGAGUCAUUAAUGGAACAUCCGCUAUCGAUGACCCAUGGAGGCGAACUUCUAAAGGAGGUGACAGAGCCGAUGGUUCCCCCUGGAUUACUUAGACUGAGCUAUCCUGGGCUGGAAUCACACCCUACACAUGAAGCGGCGAAGAAGUACAUGAAGAACUGGAGUGGAAUGAUCGGUUUUGAUGUUGGAACAGCUGCGAAUGCGAUUAGAGUUGUGGAGGCAGUACGCUUAAUAGUUCACGCAGUAUCAUUGGGUGGAACCGAGUCAUUAAUGGAACAUCCGCUAUCGAUGACCCAUGGAGGCGAACUUCUAAAGGAGGUGACAGAGCCGAUGGUUCCCCCUGGAUUACUUAGACUGAGUAUUGGACUGGAAAAUGCCGACGAUCUGAUCAAGGAUUUGGACAAUGCCUUGGCGCUUAUUUGA
Strongylus vulgaris is the source of this 513-nucleotide messenger RNA. The record is from the annotation of a GenBank genome assembly. Lineage: Eukaryota; Metazoa; Nematoda; Chromadorea; Rhabditida; Strongylidae.